AUGCUGGCCGCCUCCGUCGUCCGUCGGGCCCUGCUGCUCUGCUGGCUCGCUGCCCCGCGGCCCGCCGGGCCCGAGCCCCUUUCCCACAGCCGGGACCGCUCGGACGCGGAGCCCGCCCCGCUGCGCCGGGCCCAGCCCAUCGCGGACCCCGUCGCCGCGCAGCGAUUCCUGUCCAAGUACGGCUGGGCCGACGCGCGGCGCGCGGGCCCCCGGGCCACCGCCCUGGCCGAGGCCGUGCGCAGGUUCCAGAGGGUCAACGCGCUGCCGGCGAGCGGGCGGCUGGACGCGGCCACGCUGGCGGCCAUGAACAGGCCGCGCUGCGGCGUCCCCGACACGCGGCCCCUGCCGCGCCCGGCCCCCGGGCCCCCGCCGCGCCCGCCGCCCCGCGCCCGGCCCAAGCGCUUCCUGCGGGCGCCGCCGCCGCCCGGGGACCCGCAGCCCGAGGUCGCCGCGCCCCGCGGGGGGACCCGGGCCUUCGCCAAGAGGACGCUCACCUGGCGGCUGCUGGGGGAGGGCGCCAGCGGGCAGCUGGCCGUGGGCGAGCAGAGGCACAUCCUCAGGCUGGCCUUCCGGAUGUGGAGCGAGGUGAUGCCGCUGGACUUCCGGGAGGACCUCGCCGCCCCCGGCGCCGCCGUGGACAUAAAGCUGGGUUUCGGACGAGGCCGGCACCUGGGCUGUCCUCGGGUUUUUGAUGGCAGCGGGCAGGAGUUUGCACAUGCCUGGCGCCUGGGCGACAUCCACUUUGACGAUGAUGAACACUUCACACCUCCCACCAGUGACGCGGGCAUCAGCCUUCUCAAAGUGGCCGUCCAUGAAAUUGGCCACGUACUCGGCUUGCCUCACACCUACAGGACAGGAUCCAUAAUGCAACCGAAUUACAUCCCCCAGGAGCCUGUGUUUGAGUUGGACUGGUCAGACAGAAAAGCAGUUCAAAAGCUGUAUGGUUCAUGUGAAGGAUCAUUUGAUACUGCAUUUGACUGGAUUCGCAAAGAGCGAAACCAACAUGGAGCCGUGAUGAUGCGAUUUAGCACCUACUUUUUCCGCAAGAGCUGGUACUGGCUUUACGAAAAUCGAAAUAACCGGACGCGCUACGGGGAUCCUAUCCAAAUCCUCCGUGGCUGGCACGGAAUCCCAACACAAAACAUCGACGCUUUUGUCCACCUCUGGACAUGGAGAAGAGACGAACGUUAUUUUUUUAAAGGAAAUCAGUACUGGAGAUAUGACAGUGACAAGGAUCAGGCCUACACAGAAGAUGAACAAGGAAGAAGCUACCCCAAAUUGAUUUCAGAAGGAUUUCCUGGCAUCCCAAGUCCCCUGGACACUGCCUUUUAUGACCGAAGAAAGCAGUUAAUUUACUUCUUCAAAGAGUCCCUCGUGUUUGCAUUUGAUGUCAACAGAAAUCGAGUACUUGAUUCUUAUCCGAUGAAGAUCACUGAAGUGUUUCCGGGAAUAGAGCCAGAGAACCAUCCCUUCAGGAAUAUAGACUCAGCCUAUUACUCCUACGCACACAACGCCAUUUUCUUUUUCAAAGGCAAUGCAUAUUGGAAAGUAGUUAGCGACAGGGACAGACAACAGCAUUUUUGGCUUCCUUCAAAUGGCUUAUUUCCGAAGCAGUCGAUUUCAGAGCGGUGGUUUGACAUUUGUGACGUCCAUACCUCCACCCUGAACAUGUAAUGAGAAAAACGGGCAAACGGGAGUCAAAGGAUUUCUAAGAGAAAGUCUGAUUUCUUUUACAAAGAAAACAAACCAGAUUUUUAGUAACCAAAUAAGGCUAAAACCCGGUGGGAAAAGCAUUACUUGAACUUUUAAAAUAAUUGAUUUGAAAGUGAAUUUCUCAGGCAAAAAAAAAAAUCCACUGAAUAAUUUUGCCAAUCUUUUAGAAAAGGUUAAAAAAAAGAAUCCUGAGGAAUCCCUGUCUUUCCACCCCCGCCCCCUAAUUUCAUGGAUGGACGGAAGCGUAGCUAUAGCCAUAGGAUCCAGUCAUGUAAGGAAAUGCAGCUCCCUGGGGGCAUUCAGUGGAAAAGGUCACAGAUUUCAAAUUGACUACAUUCCACAAUUCCUGUCAUAAUUUAUAUUUUUCUAAUACAUGACUGUGUACAGAAGGUUUUCCCAUGUAUUUCUCGAUCUUCACAAGUCUGGCAGAGUGCCAGGGGACCUACUCCUGUGCACAUUUCUAGUCGAGGAAGCUGAAGUUCACACUUGCGUCCUUCCCAGAGUCAGAUGCCGUGGUUGCUGGCGACCCUCGCCUCCUCGCUCCAGCCCAGUGCCCAGGCAACCUGCUCUCCAUCCCUGCCCUGAAGUUAACUGCAAAACAAGUCAUCUCGGUGAUCAGGCCACAGAUGGCACAAUUCUUCUCAAGUAAAAGCUAAGACACGAGCACUUUAAGCAGCACGAACUUAAAAGUCAGACUACAAAAACAUUGAAAAAGACCUCUCUCCCCCUGUAGGGAUGUUCAUAUUCUUGCUCAGACAAGGGAAGACAGCUAGAAUUGGUAUCUUCUUGCUUAAAAACAAAUACUCCUCUGGACGAAAAGGCUGUUCAGCCAAGGAGAGGCCAGAGAACAAGACCGGGACUGCGACAUCCCUGACGCCAGCUUACUUCAGCGUCAGAUCUUCCCCACGGAAGCGUGCAGGUUUAACUAGCGGAGACAGCGCUUGCCGAUGGGGGAGCAGAGUGAACGCUGUCCUGACAGGAGACUGAGUCUGUGCACCGGCUUCAUGACUUAGUCAAAACUUUAAAUGCUUCAAUGAUUUUUGAAAAUGGAUGCAAAUCUGUCCCAAGGAAGUGGACAAACGGCCAGCGGCCAGGAGGAGCUCCGCCGAGCUAUGACAGGUGUCAACACACCGCCAAGGAAAACACCCCAAAGUCUUGGUGCAUGAGAAAGCACUCCGUAAAAACUCCGCUUAAAACAAGCUUAUUCCAGACAACUUUCCCUAUAGUUCAGAUUCCUCCAGAGAGGUGUGGCUGCUGAAUGGAGGGGUUCUGCAGGAUCUGCAGGGAAAGGGGUCUGCUGAUGGCAUGAAGGAGGUCGGAGUGGCCCUCGGGGCCAGGCUAGCGGACUUGGAGGCAGGGCAGGCUGUCUACAAAGGCCUCAUGCACCUAAGUCCCAUCCACCCACCUGACAGGAAAGCGUAUGCUUGAUUUCUGUUCCAUUUCCUCGAAACGGAUUUUAGUAGGACAGGACAAGCACAGCGUUGCACGAUGUAUGUAGGCAUGGAAAAAAACAGAGGCCAUGUGUACGCAACUAGACAGGAGCCAU
Mirounga angustirostris (Northern elephant seal) is the source of this 3259-nucleotide messenger RNA. RefSeq names its product matrix metallopeptidase 21 (gene MMP21). Gene Ontology annotation, biological process: proteolysis; extracellular matrix organization; collagen catabolic process. The record is from RefSeq and is a predicted model, not a curated record. The transcript is spliced from 7 exons. Gene Ontology annotation, cellular component: extracellular matrix. Gene Ontology annotation, molecular function: metalloendopeptidase activity; zinc ion binding. The coding region runs from base 1 to 1674 and encodes 557 amino acids. Lineage: Eukaryota; Metazoa; Chordata; Mammalia; Carnivora; Phocidae.